AAGAGGUGUGUGGCGUAGAUGAAAAUGCAACUUCCUGUUAAAAAAGGGCCUUAACUCAAAGCUGAAGGAGAGAGUGUCUCUGACACUGCUCUGCUGUCUCUUAACGCCAAAAAACUGCUUACGGAUUUUUUGUUUUUUAACAGAACCGACUGAUUAGACACAUGAGAACACGACAUAUGGUGUCUUAGAAGCCGCGUUUGAACCUUUGGAUAUGGCAAGAUUUUUUGCGCUAGGACCCUUGGUUUUGGUCCUAUGCUUGGUCUUAUACAACUCCACUCUCACACCUGCACAAACCACUGAAGACAUCUCACCCACAAACACUUCUGAACAAGACACAAAUGCGAAUGGGACAGGUUCUUCUGACUCACCCACCACCACGCAACCCCCUUCUACUCCUCCUGUCGUAUCUACAGGUACAGGAAAGACAGACACUCAGUCAGGCAACUCCACUCUCACCACUGCACCAAACACUGCAAAUGCCACUGAAGACAACUCCACUCUCACCACUGCACCAAACACUGCAAAUGCCACUGAAGGGAACAUUACUUUGAAUGACAAGGCAAACACACCAACCUCACUCCCAAACACCACCACGCAACAACACAACACCAGCACCACCACUGGGAAAGUUAUUGAUAAUAAUGAGACAAAAACAUCGAUCUCACCCACACACACCUCCACGCAUGAACAAAACACCAGCACCACUGCAGGGAAAGAUUUUGAUUCUCAUUGUCAAAAUCUGAAUAAUACAGAUGAAGCAAAAUCACCCUCAUGCAACACUUCACAUCCACACAACACCAGCACCACCACUGCUACAGGCCUCUCACCCACAAGCACUCCAUCACACACCCCAUCAGUAACAGUGAAAGGUGUAGGGAAUGACACCACCUCACCACCUCACUCAAACACUGGAUCUCCCACCUCCAUGCACUCCAGCUCAACCUCACCCCCACCCACCACCAUCCUCUCGGGACCCGGAAAAGACUCAUGUCGGUACCAACUUAUAGCAAAAGGCAAUGAAGAAAUUUCCAUUAUGAUGAAUAUCAGUGACUCCAAAAGACAAAAACACACAAUCUGGUUAUUGGAUAAGGACCACAAGGAGGAAAUCCCUGUCAGUAAUGAAUCUACCAUACCGUUGAAAUUGUUAAAACCAUGCACUAAUUACAGUGUAGAAGUAGAUGAAUGCACACUCCUCGGAGAAAACCAUUUUAAUUUGAAAGUCUCUAGAAGUGAAAACCAUUCUGCUGAACUUAUGGGUGAUGGGCAAGUGUGUUUUAAAGAUAGCAAAUGGAAUUUGACAAAAUGUGUUAAUAUAACAACUGAAGACUCUUGUGUUGAGAAGCCCAUUGACAUUAAUCUAGAAACAUGCAUCUACACAAUGAAUGUCCUCAUGCCCCCAGUCAAACCAGAAAUAACCUACAGUGAAACUAUUCCCACUAAGUUUGUGUGGAAGAAUAAAAUACAAAAAUCAGCCAAUGUAGCGAGUAAAUGUAAUGGAACAUUUGAGGUUUCUUGUACUUAUGACAAUGCACAAAAUACAUAUGGUUUGGGCGAGAAUGUGUAUUUUGUACCUUUCAAAAUGUAUAACUGCACUGGGAAAUACAAAUAUUACAAUAAGUUCAUUAACAGCAGUCAUAAAAUGAUUAACAUCAGUUGUGAUUGGAAAAAUGUAACUUUGGAAGAAAAAGUAAACAAUGACUCAAUUGUGAUCUCGUGGACUCAAUACCCAGGGGAUAAAUGCCCAGGCAUUACGUGGGAAGGUUUUUCGGGCAUUUGUGGUGAUAAACAUGGAGAAUGUCAUACACUCAAUGCUUCAACUGCAAAUUGCACAUUUAAUAGUUUAAGUGCAUAUACAGAGUACAACUGCAAACUUUCAGCACAAAUCAACCAAUCCAUUGGUCAACACUCUGUCAAUACCAGUUUUAAACACAGAACACUUCCUUACAUACCCAUUUUUAAAGAAAAACGCAUAAGUGUAUCAGGAACAUCUCACAAUUCUUUUUCUGUGACCUGCAAUGAGUUGGUUGAUUGGAAUGGAGAAAAGGGGAUUUAUAUAGCAAAACUUAAAAACAAAAACACAAUUGAAGAUACUAAAAGAAAUAAGCAUGAGUGCUCUUUUUUGUUUGGAAAUCUUUACUACCACACAAACUAUACUUUUGAGAUUACAGCCGAGAAUGGAAACGGCUUCACUUCCAGUCCCAUUAAAACUCACAAAUCCACUAGCUAUAAUGAUAAAGCUGUCAUUGGAUUCUUGGUAUUCCUUAUCAUUUUGACGUCCGUUGCGCUCCUCUUCGUGCUAUACAAACUUUUCCUGCUCAAAAGAAAACGGAACGCUGAAGAUGAACAGAUUCUCCUCACACCUGCACCCCUGCGCAGAGUUGAGCCCAUCCCAGCCGCCGGUUUAGUGGAGGCAUACAAGAACAAGAUCGCUGAUGAGGGCCGUCUGUUUAUGGAUGAGUUUCAGAGCAUUCCCCGGAUUUUCUCCAAUUACACCAUCAAAGAAGCCAAGAAACCGGACAACCAGUACAAGAACCGCUACGUUGACAUUCUGCCCUAUGACUAUAAUCGGGUAACUCUCUCAACCGGAGGUGAAGACAACUACAUCAACGCCAGCUUUAUCGAGGGAUAUCGAGAGGCAAAGAAAUACAUUGCAGCCCAAGGACCCAAGGAUGAGACGGUGGUUGAUUUCUGGCGGAUGGUUUGGGAGCAAAAGUCAUCUAUUAUUGUCAUGGUCACCCGCUGUGAGGAAGGAAACAAGAUCAAAUGCGCUCAGUACUGGCCGUCUCCGGACAGAGAGGCUGAGAUCUUUGAUGAAUUCGUAGUGCAACUCCGAUCUGAGGAACACUGCCCUGAUUACAUUAUUCGCCGUCUGAUCCUGACCAAUAAGCAAGAGAAGGCGUCAGAGAGAGAGGUCACUCAUAUCCAGUUCAUCAGCUGGCCGGACCAUGGUGUGCCGGGAGACCCCAGCCUGCUUCUGAAGCUCAGGAGAAGAGUCAACUCCUUCAAGAACUUCUUCAGUGGCCCCGUGGUGGUCCACUGCAGUGCAGGGGUCGGCCGCACAGGAACAUAUAUGGGCAUUGAUGCAAUGAUUGAAUCUCUCGAGGCAGAAGGCAGAGUGGACAUCUAUGGAUUCGUAGCGAAACUACGUCGCCAGCGUUGCCUCAUGGUUCAAGUGGAGACCCAGUACAUACUGAUCCACACGGCUCUGAUCGAGUACAAUCAGUUUGGAGACACAGAGAUCCCUCUGUCUGAAUUCCACUCCGUGCUCAAGACCCUCAGGCAGAAAAACGGCAGUAACAAUAGUUCGCUUGAACUGGAGUUCCAGAAACUCCCUAAAUUUAAAAAAUGGAGAACAAAUAACACGGGAAGCAGUGAGGAGAACAAGAAGAAGAACCGCGACUCAGCUGUUAUCCCAUACGACUUUAACAGAGUCAUAUUUAGACUGGACAUUGAGGGCAACCAGACCAGUGACCCCGAGGAUGAGGACGAGUAUACAUCAGACGAGGAAGAUGAAUCAGACGAAUACAUCAACGCCUCAUUCAUUGAUGGCUACUGGUGUAAUAAGAGUCUGAUCGCAGCACAGGGGCCUUUACCAAACACCGUGGAAGAGUUUCUGCUCAUGCUGUACCAGCAACAAACUAAAACACUGGUCAUGCUCACAGACUGCCAGGAGGACGGCAAGGACUUCUGUUUCCAGUAUUGGGGAGAUGAAAAGAAAACGUAUGGAGACAUGGAGAUUGAGGUAAAAAAGACCGAAUCCUUCCCAACGUACGUGAGACGGCAUCUGGAGAUCCAGUCCUUGAAGAAGAAAGAGGUCCUGGAGGUGGAUCAGUACCAGUUCCUGAAAUGGAAAGGCCGUGAGCUCCCGGAAGACCCUCAGGAGUUGAUCGAGAUGGCACGGAUCAUCCGAGAGAACGGCAAAUACGACAACAGCAAGAUGAACCGGAAUGUGCCCAUAGUGGUGCACUGCCACAACGGCUCAUCCCGUACCGGAAUCUUCUGUGCCUUGUGGAAUCUCCUGGACAGCGCCUACACGGAGAAGCUGGUGGACGUCUUACAAGUGGUCAAAAACCUGCGCAAGAUGAGGCAGGGGAUUGUGGAAACAAUCGAGCAGUAUCAGUUCCUCUACGCGGCUCUGGAGGGCGCUUUCCCGGUGCAGAACGGUGCCGUGAAGACGCCCUCCGCGAAGGACACCGCGCAGGUCAUCAACGAAACGACGGCGCUCCUCACCGAGCCCAACAGCACUUCCGGUGCUGACCAGAAGGAGGCGGGAGAGAGCAGUGAGCGGGAGGCCAAGGAGAGCAGCACUGCUGAGGCUCCACCAGCAGAGGGAGACCGAGAGAAACCCUCACCCGAGGCCCAGACCAACGGCCCUGCUGGAGGAGACGAUUAAGACUUUUGGGGCUAAAAGUUUUUUUUUUGCUAAUUUGACACCAAGUGUCAAGGAAAAAGAGAUUUUUAUUACGUGUUUUACAUUUGAGGUUUACUGUACAUUGGAUGUUAGAUCAGCGUUUGUUUGGAGAAUUCGGGUUAGGAUCGUUUGUUUCACCCUCAGGUUUCGGUUUUCUGUCAAAUGAUGCUGUUCGUGUGCAUACUGAUCAUGUUUAUUAAUGUGUAAAGGUUUGCUUUAUGAUUUGUUUUUUUUAGUCUAUCGAAUUGCGUUUUGAAUGUAUUGUAAAAUAAGACCUUACCAACGAUAUUUCUGUUUUGUAAACUAUGAGAGAACAAUCUUAUUGCUUCUAAAUUAUAGUUUCUGAAAAUGUUGAUGGAAUUGAGGGCCUUUACGUUCGAGAACAACCAAAAAAAAGGGCAAAGAUGACUUUGCACUACAGGGCUGUCAUCAAACUAUCCCCCAGCCGUUCGCUGAAUACGUAUUUCAUUUUAUGCAGGUGUAACUUAACAAAGAAGAAUAAAGGGUGGCUUGAACAAUA
Messenger RNA from Carassius auratus (goldfish), 4931 nucleotides. It is a transcript of the gene ptprc, whose product is annotated as protein tyrosine phosphatase receptor type C. Gene Ontology annotation, biological process: positive regulation of peptidyl-tyrosine phosphorylation; negative regulation of protein kinase activity; protein dephosphorylation. NCBI's taxonomy places the organism in Eukaryota, Metazoa, Chordata, Actinopteri, Cypriniformes, Cyprinidae. The transcript is spliced from 40 exons. Bases 212 to 4393 code for a protein of 1393 amino acids. The record is from RefSeq and is a predicted model, not a curated record. Gene Ontology annotation, molecular function: protein tyrosine phosphatase activity; protein binding.